AUGAGCUUGUACGAGUAUGUGGCGCACGGGUGCGCAGCUGACCGCGGUCGGGUCGUGACCCUUGGUGACCAUCUUUUGACCAUUAGAUACAUUCGUUCUCGUUUAGGCACGUCCCAAAAGGCACAAGGGUCAUUUGUCAUCGGCAAAGCUUUGAGAUGGUGGGAAAAAUCUUUGCAGCCAAACAUGAUUGAGGUCAACUCAGCUCAAGAAUUGGUAGAUUAUUUAUCUAAUGCUGGUGAUAAAUUAGUUGUUGUUGACUUUUAUUCCCCUGGAUGUGGAGGAUGCAAGGCUUUGCACCCUAAGAUCUGCCAACUUGCUGAAAUGAACCCAGAUGCCAUUUUUCUCAAAGUUAAUUAUGAGCUACACAAAGCCAUGUGUUAUGCCCUUCAUGUUCAUGUUCUACCCUUUUUCAGAUUCUAUAGAGGAGCUAAAGGCAAAGUCUGUAGCUUUAGCUGCACAAAUGCCACAAUCAAGAAAUUUAAGGAUGCAUUGGCCAAGUACGGGGCUUCGGACCCGUGUUUUCUUGGCCCGGCAAAGGGAUUAGAUGAAUCAGAGCUGUUGGCAUUGGCCUCAAUUGGUCAGAUAUCUGAAGAUUUAGUACUUAAGUCAGCAAAGGAAGAUAAUUUAGUAGCAGCCUAA
Striga asiatica is the source of this 639-nucleotide messenger RNA. The record is from the annotation of a GenBank genome assembly. Lineage: Eukaryota; Viridiplantae; Streptophyta; Magnoliopsida; Lamiales; Orobanchaceae.